UCCAUGAGGUUCACCGUGUGGUGCUACGCACACCACACGCCCGCCCAGCCGCGAGCACGCCCACCCCACCCGGUCGCCACUCGCCAGUCGUCACCAUGGCCGCGCUCCUCCAGUCGUCUUUCCCAUUCCCUCACUCCUACUUCCCCAACCCCAAGCCCCAACACCUCGCCGCCCCCGCCGCUGCCACUACGAGGCCCGAGUCGCCCAACGCCCCCAACCCCGCCAGCGCCCACCUCCGCCGCCUCAUUGCCCGCGAGGACCUCGCCGGUGCCGUGCGCCUCGUCGAGCGCUCCGGCUCCUGCGACGGGGAGGCCCCCGACGUCUACCUCUGCACCAAGCUCAUCCGCAACCUCUGCCGCCGGGGUCGCACCUCCGAUGCCGCCCGCGUGCUCCGCGCCGCCGAGGGCUCCGGGUCCCCCGUCGAUGUCUUCGCCUACAACACCCUCGUCGCGGGGUAUUGCCGCUACGGCCAUCUCGACGCCGCGCGCAGGCUCAUCGGCUCCAUGCCCGUCGCACCAGACGCCUACACGUACACGCCACUGAUCCGCGUGCUCUGCGACCGCGGCAGGGUCGCCGACGCGCUCAGCUUGCUCGACGAUAUGCUCCGCCGCGGGUGCCAACCCAACGUCGUCACCUACACCGUGCUCCUGGAGGCCAUGUGCAGGAACAGUGGGUUCGAGCAAGCCAUGGCAGUCCUUGACGAGAUGCGUGCGAAGGGAUGCACACCCAACAUUGUCACCUACAAUGUCAUCAUCAAUGGCAUGUGCAGGGAAGGCCGUGUUGAUGACGCAAGGGAGCUCUUGAACAGGUUGCCCUCUUAUGGAUUCCAGCCCGACACUGUCAGCUAUACCACCCUCCUGAAGGGCUUGUGCGCUUCUAAGCGGUGGGAUGAUGUUGAGGAGCUCUUUGCCGAGAUGAUGGAGAAGAACUGCAUGCCAAACGAGGUGACAUUUGACAUGCUAAUCAGAUUCUUUUGUCGAGGAGGUAUGGUGGAGCGAGCUAUUCAAGUUCUUGAGCAAAUGACGGAGCACGGGUGCGCCACCAACACUACCUUGUGCAAUAUUGUCAUAAACUCAAUUUGCAAACAAGGCCGGGUUGACGAUGCCUUUAAGUUAUUAAACGACAUGGGUUCCUAUGGGUGCAAUCCAGAUACCAUUAGCUAUACCACGGUCCUAAAGGGCUUGUGUCGUGCCGAACGAUGGGAUGAUGCCAAGGAACUUUUGAACGAGAUGGUCCGGAAUAAUUGCCCCCCCAACGAGGUAACAUUCAAUACAUUUAUCUGCAUCUUGUGCCAAAAGGGGUUGAUCGAGCAAGCUAUUAUGCUUAUUGAGCAAAUGUCCGAGCACGGCUGUACAGUGGGUGUUGUCACAUACAAUGCUCUUGUCAAUGGAUUCUGUGUGCAAGGCCAUAUUGACAGUGCCCUAGAACUGUUUCGCAGCAUGCCCUGCAAACCCAAUACCAUCACAUACACUACUUUGCUGACAGGCUUGUGCAACGCUGAACGGUUAGAUGGUGCUGCAGAGCUUGUAGCUGAAAUGCUUCGUGGGGAUUGCCCUCCAAACGUAGUGACUUUCAAUGUACUUGUGAGUUUCUUCUGCCAAAAAGGAUUUCUUGAGGAAGCAAUUGAACUUGUUGAGCAAAUGAUGGAACAUGGUUGCACCCCUAACCUGAUCACAUAUAAUACAUUACUUGAUGGGAUUACCAAGGAUUGCAGUUCAGAAGACGCCCUGGAGUUGUUGCAUGGCUUGGUCAGCAAGGGAGUAUCGCCAGAUGUCAUUACAUUUUCUUCAAUCAUUGGUAUCCUCUCAAAAGAAGAUAGAAUUGAAGAGGCCGUUCAAUUGUUUCACGUAGUGCAAGAUAUUGGAAUGAGACCCAAAGCUGUGGUGUAUAACAAGAUACUACUUGGGCUCUGUAAAAGAUGUGAAAUAGAUAAUGCUAUCGACUUUUUUGCCUAUAUGGUAUCCAACGGAUGCAUGCCCAAUGAAUCAACAUACAUUAUUCUUAUUGAAGGCCUUGCUCAUGAGGGUUUGUUGAAGGAGGCCCAAGAUCUACUGAGCGUGCUGUGUUCAAGAGGAGUUCUAAACAAGAACUUAACAGAAGAGUAACACUAAGGUUGAAGACCAAACUGUGCAUACCCUUUGAGUCAUGAUGAAUCCUGGCAUUAAGUGCUUAUUCGUUAUUCCCAGUGAGUGGAUUGAUAGCCUCGUGUCCUUCAAGCUGCAGUGCUUCAUAUAGAUGGUUGUUUGUGGGCCCAUAACCUUGUAUGAAGGAAUCUUGACAAUGGACCUCAUUUAGAAGAAUCAAGACCAAUGAGACCAAGAGACAAAUCUGGAGUAAAGCACAAGAAAAAAAAGCUUGGUUCUCAAUUUCUCAUAGAUUUCAUACUGACGCAGUAACGAAUACAAUCAACAUUUUCUUACCUGACACUUUUCAGUUUCCCUAAUACAAUGACUUGUUAAACUACAAGCAUUGUGCUUACAAUGAUUUUAGGUUUUCCUUUCAUGAGCAAUGGACAUGUGUGCGGUUGCUUUUCUGUUCAUUGAAGAAUGCAGAUAAUUCAUCACUGAAUCUUGUUUUUGCCCAGGUUUCUGUCUCUUAAAAUUGGCUUGUCUAAGAAUACUAUAAUUUAGAAUAUAAUAUCAUCUGGAUGCCCUUUUUUCACUCUAUAAACAGGCUGGUAUGCUUUACCAUCUUCAUCACCAAGAAUUUGUAUGCUGUAAGCUUUUUAGCUUCCUUUUGGUUGUUGUAGGUUUAUGCCAUUAUAUUUUAGGCCUGCUGAACCCUCAGAAUCUAGCACAUCCUGAAUAGUCAAUUCUGGUAUCAGAUUCUAACACUAUUCUAUGUUUCAAUGGCUGAUUAUCAACUUUGGUGGUGAUGUGAGAAGUGUGGUACUAAUCAAUGCUUCAAGAUGAAACAAGCCCAAUGAAAUCGUGAAGUCCAAGAACCUUCUCUGCAGGUUAGGUCAUUCAGGUAUGCAGUAAACUUUUAUCCUUCCAUAUCAGCGCAGCACUUAAAUUGGUUGGUAAAACCAUUGAAUUGCAUGAGAUGCUGAGCUGAAUAAACAUCAUUGCUCAGAUGCUAAGAAAGUAAGAAUCAAAUGUCUGAUCUAGGAGUUGUUGGCGCUACAGCAUGACUGUUUAUAGAAGGCGUUUAAAAGUACCUUUAAGAGUCAUCAAAAUGCCUUCAAAAACCUUUUUAGGCGUACUUGAGAAUGCUUGCUAUAAUAGGAUGUGCAGUUUGGGGGCAUGGUUCUCAAUGGCGUAAUUUUCAGAUAAGCUGGGUUCUGGUCCUUCUGGAUGUACACUGGCUUUGAUGAAAUUUUCAGUACUGUCCCAGGAAGAGUGACAAGUGGCACGUGACUUGGUCAAGCAUGGAAUGGGCUCGAGAUGGGUGGAGUGUCUGGAAUAGUAUUUGUAGGGUUUGUACAGAACUUGAUGGCUAGAGAUUUGUCUAUUGCACCAGUGGAAUGAAAAUUCACUUUCAUUUACAUU
Messenger RNA from Sorghum bicolor (sorghum), 3491 nucleotides. RefSeq names its product pentatricopeptide repeat-containing protein At1g09900. NCBI's taxonomy places the organism in Eukaryota, Viridiplantae, Streptophyta, Magnoliopsida, Poales, Poaceae. The transcript has 2 exons. Gene Ontology annotation, molecular function: protein binding. Bases 96 to 2105 code for a protein of 669 amino acids. The record is from RefSeq and is a predicted model, not a curated record.